Messenger RNA from Aspergillus campestris IBT 28561, 279 nucleotides. RefSeq lists its product as uncharacterized. NCBI's taxonomy places the organism in Eukaryota, Fungi, Ascomycota, Eurotiomycetes, Eurotiales, Aspergillaceae. The transcript has 2 exons. Bases 1 to 279 code for a protein of 92 amino acids. The record is from RefSeq and is a predicted model, not a curated record.
AUGCCUCUCUCGCAGCAGCGUGGUCUGAAAUUCUGGCUCAUUAUGGCGGCUCUGAGCGUUUCGGGCCUACUGACGGCAAUGGAGUCCACCGUCGUCUCGACAGCACUCGCGCAUAUCACAGCUGAGCUAGGUGGUAGAGAGAAAUACAUAUGGGAGUUACGGAACCAGGUAAUGGCAGCAUUCACCGAUGUCUUGAAGCGGACAUGGCAAGUGGGAAUCGCGUUGGCCGGCGUGGGAGUCCUUCUGGUCCUGUUUGAGGUGCAAGUAGAGCUGCGCUAG